Gekko japonicus is the source of this 1339-nucleotide messenger RNA. RefSeq lists its product as uncharacterized. Lineage: Eukaryota; Metazoa; Chordata; Lepidosauria; Squamata; Gekkonidae. The record is from RefSeq and is a predicted model, not a curated record. The transcript has 2 exons. The coding region runs from base 59 to 1339 and encodes 426 amino acids.
UGAACAAAGGGUCGGGGAAAGAGCUCCUGCUACACAGUUGCUUCCCUGGGCGUAUGAAAUGAUUCACUACAGGAAAAGAUUAUACCUGGUGAUCACCAUUUCCCUUGCCACCAUUAUGAUAAUGCUCUUCUUUGACAAGAAAACAAAUCUUCCUUCGGUGAAGAACAGCCUUUGCCGAGGGAUUCCUACCAUUAACACCAUUACACCCUUGAAAGAUAACCGAACCUUCAUAAUCGCUCCAUACUUUGACAACAGAAAGAACAAAAUGACACGAGUGAUUUCAAUAGUCCACCACAAAGAUGUCAAGGAACUUUACUGCUGGUUCUGCAACUCAUCCAGUGGAGAAAUAUACAUCUCCAAGGCUGAAAUAUAUGUCCAUUCUGAUAGAUUUGACUUCCCUUACGGUGCCACGGACUUGAAAUGUCUGGAACCGAAAGACUGGGAACCACGUUUCGUGUCAAUACAUUGGUCUCCUAAAGGAGAUAUUGACCAGCUACCACUUUUUGAAAUAAGAAACCGUGAUCCUGAAGAUUCCCUUGUGGAAUUCACAGUCUGCAUCUCCACUAUGUUUGGAGAGUACAACAAUGUCCUGCAGUUUGUGCAGAGCAUGGAGAUGUAUAAAAUCCUCGGGGUGGGCAGAGUGGUGAUCUACAAGAACAGCUGCAGCCCACUGAUGCAGAAAGUGCUGGAUUACUAUAUUGCAGAAGGGAUUGUCGAGAUAAUCCCCUGGCCCAUUGAUUCAUACCUCAGGGUCUCUUCUCGUUGGCGUUACUCAGUAGAUCCCAAGGACAUUGGCUACUAUGGACAAAUCACAGCCUUAAAUGACUGUAUUUAUCGCAACAUGUACAGGAGCAGAUAUCUGCUGCUGAAUGACAUGGAUGAAAUUAUUCUGCCAGUAAAAUAUCCAAAUUGGAAAACCAUGAUGCAGAACCUUCAGGUGCAACAUCCAAAAGCUGCUGUUUUCAUCUUUGAGAACCAUAUUUUCCCUAAAACUGUAUUCACUCUUAAUGAUCCAUUCAACAUUUCCUCUUGGAGAACAAUACCUGGAGUUAACAUUCUGCAGCACGUCCUCCGGGAACCUGAUAGGAAGCACAUAGUCAAUCCUUGGAAAAUGAUCGUUGAUCCAAAGAAAGUGGCCCAGACAUCUGUCCACUCUGUUCUCCAGGCCUAUGGGAACAAAGUUAAUGUUCCAAUUGAUGUUGCCCUUGUUUAUCAUUGUCGGGUUCCCCUACAGGCAAAGCUUCCUAGAGAAUCCCUUAUAAAUGAUACAACGCUCUGGAGAUACAACGUCACACUUGUUGGGAAGGUCAGCAAAGUUCUACAACAGAUAGGACUGUAA